Messenger RNA from Vitis riparia (riverbank grape), 2553 nucleotides. RefSeq names its product DNA mismatch repair protein MSH4. The transcript has 24 exons. Gene Ontology annotation, cellular component: nucleus. The record is from RefSeq and is a predicted model, not a curated record. Lineage: Eukaryota; Viridiplantae; Streptophyta; Magnoliopsida; Vitales; Vitaceae. Gene Ontology annotation, biological process: mismatch repair; reciprocal meiotic recombination. Gene Ontology annotation, molecular function: ATP binding; ATP-dependent DNA damage sensor activity; mismatched DNA binding. The coding region runs from base 16 to 2394 and encodes 792 amino acids.
GUUCUUCUCAGCACAAUGGAGGACGAUGGAGGAGAGAGAUCAAGCUUUGUGAUCGGUCUCAUCGAAAACAGAGCAAAGGAGGUUGGAGUGGCUGCUUUUGAUUUAAGGUUGGCUUCACUGCAUCUUUCUCAGUAUAUCGAAACCAGCAGCUCAUAUCAGAAUACGAAGACAUUGCUGCACUUUUAUGAUCCCAUGGUGAUUAUUGUUUCUCCAAAUAAGCUAGCACCUGAUGGCAUGGUUGGAGUCUCAGAACUGGUGGAUAGAUUUUACUUUGCAGUCAAGAAGGUUGUAAUGGCCAGGAGUUGCUUUGAUGAUACCAAGGGAGCUGUGCUGAUUAAAAACUUGGCAGCCAAGGAGCCAUCUGCACUUGGUUUGGAUACUUACUACAAGCAGUAUUAUCUCUGUUUGGCUGCUGCUGCAGCUACUAUUAAGUGGACAGAAGCAGAGAAAGGGGUCAUUAUUACAAACCACUCACUUUUGGUUACUUUUAAUGGAUCAUUUGACCACAUGAAUAUUGAUGCUACUAGUGUCCAAAAUUUAGAAAUUAUCGAGCCACUGCAUUCAUCUCUUUGGGGCACAAGCAAUAAAAAGAGAAGUCUUUUCCACAUGCUUAAGACAACAAAAACUACUGGAGGGACUCGACUUCUCCGAGCCAAUCUUUUGCAGCCUUUAAAGGACAUUGAAACUAUCAAUGCUCGUCUUGAUUGCCUGGAUGAACUGAUGAGCAAUGAGCAACUGUUCUUUGGACUCUCUCAGGUUCUUCGUAAGUUUCCAAAAGAAACUGAUAGGGUACUUUGUCAUUUCUGCUUCAAGCCGAAGAAGGUUACAAAAGAAGUCUUGGGUGUUGAAUAUUCUAGAAAGAACCAAAUGUUGAUAUCAAGCAUUAUUCUUCUUAAAACUGCCUUAGAUGCCUUGCCUUUACUCUCAAAGGUGCUUAAGGAUGCAAAAAGUUUUCUUCUUGCAAAUGUUUACAAGUCUGUGUGUGCAAAUGAAACAUAUGCUUCCAUUAGAAAGAGAAUUGGGGAGGUGAUUGAUGAAGAUGUGCUUCAUGCACGGGUUCCUUUUGUAGCCCGUACACAGCAGUGUUUUGCUGUCAAGGCUGGUAUAGAUGGACUUUUGGACAUUGCAAGGCGAUCAUUUUGUGAUACCAGUGAAGCCAUACAUAACCUUGCAAACAAGUAUCGUGAAGACUUCAAGCUGCCAAAUUUGAAACUCCCAUUCAACAAUAGGCAAGGAUUUUAUUUUAGCAUACCACAGAAGGACAUUCAGGGAAAGCUUCCCAGCAAGUUCAUUCAGGUCUUGAGACAUGGGAACAAUAUACACUGCUCAACUCUGGAACUUGCUUCUCUGAAUGUUAGGAAUAAGUCUGCAGCUGGAGAAUGCUAUACACGGACAGAAGUUUGCCUAGAAGCACUAAUAGAUGCUAUAAGGGAGGAUGUAUCUGUCCUCACACUGCUUGCAGAGGUCUUGUGCCUUUUAGAUAUGAUUGUUAAUUCAUUUGCUCAUACAAUAUCCACUAAGCCAGUUGAUCGGUAUACCAGACCAGAAUUUACAGAUAAUGGCCCAUUGGCAAUUGAUGCUGGAAGACACCCUAUCCUUGAAAGCAUACACAAUGACUUCGUUCCCAACAAUAUUUUUCUUUCUGAAGGAUCAAAUAUGGUGAUUGUCAUGGGCCCAAACAUGAGUGGAAAGAGUACUUAUCUCCAACAAGUGUGCCUUGUGGUCAUUCUUGCGCAAAUCGGUUGCUAUGUUCCUGCUCGCUUCUCAACUUUGAGGGUCGUUGAUCGCAUAUUUACAAGGAUGGGGACAGUGGAUAAUCUUGAAUCAAACUCUAGUACGUUCAUGACAGAGAUGAAAGAAACGGCUUUUAUCAUGCAGAAUGUCUCCCAGAGGAGUCUGAUUGUAAUGGACGAACUAGGGAGGGCUACUUCUUCUUCUGAUGGAUUUGCAAUUGCUUGGAGUUGCUGUGAGCAUUUGUUAUCAUUCAACGCUUAUACUAUAUUUGCCACUCAUAUGGAGAACUUAUCAGAAUUAGCAACCAUCUACCCAAAUGUGAAAAUUCUUCACUUCGAUGUUGACAUAAAAAACAGUCGCUUAGAUUUUAAGUUUCAACUCAAGGAUGGACCAAGACAUGUACCACACUAUGGCCUUCUGUUAGCUGGAGUGGCAGGUUUACCAAGCUCAGUAAUUAAAACUGCCAUAAGCAUCACUUCAAGGAUCACAGAGAAGGAAGUAAAAAGGAUGGAAGUAAAUUGCCAGCAGUAUCAUCCAAUACAGUUGGCUUAUCGGCUUGCUCAGCGGCUCAUAUGCUUGAAAUACUCCAGCCAGGAUGAGGAUUCAGUUCGACAUGCAUUACAAAAUCUCAAAGAGAGCUACAUUGAUGGAAGGCUCUAGGUUCUGGUGAGCGGUGACAUAUAUCCUCUGUAAUAUUCUCUUCUAUUUUUACAAAUCGAACAAGUGUGUCUUGUUCAAAUCCCUCAAGGUGAAACAAUAUAUCUGCCCGGCUUGCCCGCUAGCUAGGCAGCACACUAUAAUCAAUAACCAUCUAGACAA